GCCAGAAACAGAGGGAGAGAAAGAGACGCAGCUGACCUCCCUCCCUCCUCCCUCCUCAGACGCAAACAAUACGCAUCAGCCGAAGCGCAACCAAAGCAAACAAGAAACGCAGCGCAGAGGAAGCAGAGGAGAGAGAAGCACAAGCACCACACCGCAGCAUCAGCACAGCACCCUACACGCACACCCACGCCUCCCCUCCCUCCCUCCCUCCCUCCCUCUCUCUCUAGAGCCCCAGCCUAGACAAACAAGUCUUUGGUCUUCGUGUUGGGCGGUGUUGGCCCUUGCCUGCCUUCUUGUGCUCGCUUCCUCCCCCGCCUCGCCUGCCCCCCUGUCCCUCCCGUGUCGGAGGGGACACGCGCACGCGCGCGCGGCCGUGUGGGACGGGCCUGCUCCGGCGCCGGCCAUGCGUGGGGCCCGCUGAGCUCUCCCUAGCUCGCCGGCGAAACUAGCGCUUCGGUUGCGGGCGGGUGGUCGGAGUCUAGAAGAUGAUCAAGCAGCAGCAACAGCCGGCGAGCUCCGUCGGGCCACAGGCCGCCGCCGUGGCGGCAGCGGCGGCGAGCGGAUGCGAAGGGGAGAAGAAGCCGCCGGCGAUCAACUCGGAGCUGUGGCACGCCUGCGCGGGGCCGCUGGUGUCGCUGCCGCCGGCGGGCAGCCUCGUCGUCUACUUCCCCCAAGGCCACAGCGAGCAGGUUGCUGCUUCUAUGCAAAAGGAUGUUGAUGGACAUGUUCCAAGCUACCCAAACCUUCCAUCAAAGUUGAUUUGCCUUCUGCAUAACGUCACUUUACAUGCGGAUCCAGAAACAGAUGAAGUGUAUGCGCAAAUGACUCUCCAGCCAGUUACUUCAUAUGGAAAGGAGGCAUUGCAACUAUCAGAAUUAGCUCUGAAACAACCAAGGCCUCAAACAGAGUUCUUCUGUAAGACCCUGACUGCAAGUGACACAAGCACUCAUGGAGGCUUCUCCGUGCCUCGUCGAGCAGCUGAGAAGAUAUUUCCACCCCUUGAUUUCUCCAUGCAACCACCUGCCCAAGAGAUACAAGCCAGGGAUCUACACGAUGCCACAUGGACAUUCCGUCACAUAUACCGAGGUCAGCCAAAAAGACAUCUGCUUACCACUGGAUGGAGUCUUUUUGUUAGUGGGAAGAGAUUAUUUGCUGGUGAUUCUGUCAUUUUUGUUAGGGAUGAAAAACAGCAACUGCUACUAGGAAUCAGGCGUGCUAACAGACAGCCAACUAACAUAUCAUCAUCUGUCCUUUCAAGUGACAGCAUGCAUAUAGGAAUUCUGGCUGCAGCAGCCCAUGCUGCAGCGAACAAUAGCCCAUUUACCAUAUUUUAUAAUCCUAGGGCUAGUCCUACAGAGUUUGUUGUACCGUUUGCUAAGUAUCAGAAGGCACUCUAUGGUAACCAAAUAUCUUUAGGAAUGCGCUUUCGCAUGAUGUUUGAAACUGAGGAAUUAGGCACAAGAAGGUACAUGGGUACAAUAACUGGCAUUAGUGAUCUAGAUCCAGUAAGAUGGAAAAACUCACAAUGGCGCAACUUACAGGUUGGCUGGGAUGAAUCUGCAGCAGGCGAAAGGCGGAACAGGGUUUCAAUCUGGGAAAUUGAACCGGUAGCUGCUCCAUUUUUCAUAUGCCCUCCACCAUUUUUUGGUUCAAAACGUCCCAGACAACUAGAUGAUGAGUCCUCAGAAAUGGAGAAUCUCUUAAAGAGGGCGAUGCCAUGGCUCGGUGAGGAGAUAUGCAUAAAGGAUCCGCAGACACAGAACACCAUAAUGCCUGGUCUGAGCUUGGUUCAGUGGAUGAACAUGAACAUGCAGCAGAACUCCUCGUUUGCAAACACGGCAAUGCAGUCUGAGUACCUACGAUCACUAAGCAACCCCAACAUGCAAAAUCUUGGUGCAGCUGAUCUCUCAAGGCAGUUAUGCCUGCAGAACCAGAUUCUGCAACAGAACAGUAUUCAGUUUAGUUCUUCCAAACUUCCUCAGCAAAUGCAGCCGGUCAAUGAGUUGUCCAAGGCAACACUCCCACUGAAUCAGCUUGGCAUGGGCACCAAACUGCAAGAACAGAUUCACGAUCCCAGCAAUCUGCAGAGGCAACAACAGUCCAUGAACCAACUUCUUCCAUUGAGUCAAUCUCAAACCAAUCUUGUCCAGGCUCAGGUCCUUGUCCAGAAUCAAAUGCAGCAGCAGCAGCAACCACCAUCCAUGACUCAAAAUCAGCAGCCAGCUGCCAGCCAGCCGCAACUCCUGCCCCAUCCGCAGCAGCAGCAGCAGCAGCAGCAGCAGCAACAGCAACAACAACAACAAAAGUUACUACAUCAGCAGCAGCAGCUUUUGCUUCAGCAACAGCAAUUGCAGCAGCAGCAGCAAAAUCAGCAACAGCUAAAUAAGAUGGCUGCGCAAGUGCCAAAUCUGGCAGCUCAGCAGCUGCAAUUGUCUGAUCAGCAGCUUCAACUGCAACUGUUACAGAAAUUGCAACAGCAGCAGCAGUCUUUGCUAUCACAACCAGCUGUUACUCUUGCACAGUUACCGCUAAUCCAAGAGCAGCAAAAGUUGAUUCUUGAUAUGCAGCAGCAGCUGUCAAACUCUCAAUCGCUUUCCCAGCAACAAACGAUGCCCCAACAAAGUACCAAAGUUCCAUCACAGGCAACACCACCACCACCGCCAUCCAUGCAACAAGAGCCACAGCAGAAGGUUCCACAGAAGCAUGUUGGGUUCACUGACACAUCACAUGCUGCAAUUCCUCCAACUACAUCAGUCAAUGCCAUUUCAGCAGCUGGAAGUUCUAUGAUGGCAAAUGGUGCAGCACAUUCUGUACUUACCGAGGAAAUCCCUUCUUGCUCAACAUCACCAUCAACAGCUAAUGGUAACCAUCUUGCGCAACCAAUUCUUGGAAGGAACCAACAAUGCGGCAUGAUCAACAAUGAGAAGUUGCCUCAGUCUACUGCUCCUAUGUCAAUACCAAGCUCCCUUGAAGCUGUCACAGGGAUACCGAGAUCGACUAAGGAACUGCCGAAGUUGAAUUCUAAUGUCAAGCAAAGUGUGAUGGCUUCAAAGUUACCAAAUACAGGGCCUAUACCACAGAAUUUGGUGAACAGUGCACCCCCAACGGACUAUCUGGAAACAGCUUCAUCAGCAACUUCAGUGUGGCUUUCCCAAGCGGAUGGACUUUUACAUCAAGGUUUCCCCAUGUCUAACUUCAACCAGCAGCAGAUAUUCAAAGAUGCGCCUCCUGAGACUGAUAUUCAGGGUACUGAUCCAAGUAAUAAUGCACUUUUUGGAAUAAACAAUGAUGGUCAGCUGGGUUUUCCCAUGGGAGCAGAUGCCUUCUUGUCAAAUGGAAUUGAUGCUUCCAAGUAUCAGAAUCAUAUUUCAACAGACAUUGAUGGUAACUACAGGAUUCCAAAGGAUGGUCAACAAGAAAUAUCGUCAUCCAUGGUUUCACAGUCGUUUGGUGCAUCGGAUAUGGCAUUCAAUUCAAUUGACUCUGGUAUGAAUGACGGUGGUUUCUUGAACAGAACUUCUUGGCCGCCUGCUGCUCCUCUGAAGAGGAUGAGAACAUUUACCAAGGUGUAUAAACGUGGAGCUGUAGGCCGGUCCAUUGACAUUAGUCAUUAUUCUGGAUACGAUGAGUUGAAGCAUGCUCUGGCUCGCAUGUUCAGUAUUGAGGGGCAACUUGAGGAACAGCAGAGAAUUGGCUGGAAACUUGUUUACAAGGACCAUGAGGAUGACAUCCUACUUCUUGGUGAUGACCCAUGGGAGGAAUUUGUCAACUGUGUGAGGUGCAUUAGGAUCCUGUCGCCUCAGGAAGUGCAGCAGAUGAGCUUGGAUGGUGAUCUUGGGAACAACAUUCUCCCUAACCAGGCCUGCAGCAGCUCAGAUGGUGGGAAUGCCUGGAGAGCUCGCUGCGAUCAGAACUCUGGUAACCCUUCUACUGGUUCAUAUGACCAGUUUGAAUGAUCUAACUUGCCGGUCCAUACAUUCUGUGCUGCCGGUCCAAGUAGGCGUCACCUGAACUGUGGUAGGCGAAAGGCGUGCAGCAGCAGAAUGUUGUGUAGAUGUGUUGCCACUUGACAUCCAGGAGAGCAAAUGGCUCGAUGGAUUAGUAGUGCUUUUGUUCAUAUGUGUAGGUUCGCUCACAUGGAUGGAAAGUAGGGAUGGUAAAUGAAUCUUACCUUAGGUGAAAGAUGAUGUACUACGAGAAAGGCAUGCUUGUAGUAAAAACUGCUGCUCCGGCUGUUUUGAUGCCACUGCCAAAGAUCUCCACGUAUCUCAAUUUGUGCGCAGUGCGCUACAGGAAUUUCUUCAUUGACCA
This is a messenger RNA of Setaria italica (foxtail millet), 4311 nucleotides long. Its product is annotated as auxin response factor 19. Lineage: Eukaryota; Viridiplantae; Streptophyta; Magnoliopsida; Poales; Poaceae. Gene Ontology annotation, cellular component: nucleus. Bases 486 to 3956 code for a protein of 1156 amino acids. Gene Ontology annotation, molecular function: DNA binding; protein binding. The record is from RefSeq and is a predicted model, not a curated record. Gene Ontology annotation, biological process: regulation of DNA-templated transcription; response to hormone. The transcript is spliced from 14 exons.